Messenger RNA from Polychytrium aggregatum, 2120 nucleotides. Its product is annotated as major facilitator superfamily domain-containing protein. NCBI's taxonomy places the organism in Eukaryota, Fungi, Chytridiomycota, Chytridiomycetes, Polychytriales. The transcript has 3 exons. Gene Ontology annotation, biological process: transmembrane transport. Bases 141 to 1739 code for a protein of 532 amino acids. The record is from RefSeq and is a predicted model, not a curated record. Gene Ontology annotation, molecular function: transmembrane transporter activity.
AUCUGCAUCGGCUGCUGCUUCCCGUCGGCCGCCUUUUCUCUUCGUCCCUGCCUCUGGUCGGCUUGGUCCUAUUUAUUUCCAUUGCCCCGCGCUCCUGCCUCCUGCUCAUCUCUGUCGCUCCCCAUCUGCAUUCCCGAGCCAUGGGCUUCCUCGACAUCAUCAUCAACCACUGGCGCUCCACGGACUAUGUCCGUAGCGAGAAGCAGCUCCAGAGCGAGACCAAGCUCUUCCUGGCUGGUCCCAUCCCCUUCAACCGCUACUAUCUCAUGCCGGCCGCUGUCCUGAUCCAGAUCUGCUGUGGCUCCCUCUAUGCCUGGUCCGGCUACAACCUGCCCAUCGAAGCCUACAUCUAUGGUCUCACCACCCCCGCUGGUGUUGAUCGUGGCAUUGCCUCCAUCACCUUCUACAUUGCCGUCGCCGUCUUUGGCUACACCGCUGCCCUCCUUGGCCCCUGGCUCGAGCGCCAUGGCCCCUUCCGUGGUGCCAUGCUCGGCGCUGCUCUCUUCUUCUUUGGCCAGCUCGUUACCGCCCUGGGCUGCUACGUCAAGCAGAUUGCCGUUGUCUAUGUCGGCUACGGCAUCUUCUCUGGUGCCGGUCUCGGCAUUGCCUACAUUUCGCCUGUCUCGCCCCUGCAGAAGUGGUUCCCUGAAAUGCGCGGUAUCGCCGCCGGUCUCGCUGUCUGCGGCUUCGGUGCCGGCAGUAUCAUUGCCCCUUACGCCCAAAAGUACCUGAUCGGUGUCGAGUACCAGACCAACCUCUCUAUUGGCGUCGUUGGCCUGCCCCUCACCUUUGUCGUCCUGGGCUCGAUCUACUUUGUCGUCAUGACCCUCGCUGCCGUCAUCCUGCGCAUGCCUCCCCCUGGCUACUGCGUCAAGAACAUCAACAUCGAGACCAUCAAGGGUGCCGAGGCCAUCCCCACCAACAUCGACAAGGGUGACAUUGCCGUCGAUGUCGCCCCCGUCAAGUCGCGCUCCCUCAAGAUGACUCUGAUCGACUCGCUCAAGAGCCGCGAGUUCCUGAUGAUGUACUUCUUCUUCCUGUGCCACCAGAUCACUGGUCUGCUGAUCAUCUCCAAGAUCCAGUCCAUCGUCCAGAACCAGUUCAAGCAGUCGGCUGACACUGCCGUCAACAUCAACGGUGCCCUCGGUGGCUUCAACCUCCUCGGCCGUCUCCUGCUCCCCUUCCUGUCGGACUUCUUUGGUCGCAAGGGUAUCUUUGUUGCCACCUCGGUCAUCCAGGCCGUCUGCCUCGGCCUCCUGCCCACCUUGAUCUCGUCCCAGAGCUAUGGCGUCUUCCUGUUCUGCGCCUUUGCCAUCGGCAUGUGCUACGGCGCCGGCUUUGGCAUCAUCCCUGCCUUCCUGGCCGACCAGUUCUCGUCCAAGAACGUCGGCGCCACCCACGGUGUCAUUCUCACUGCCUGGGCUAAUGCUGGUGUCAUUGGUGGCAUUGUCUUCACCGCCGUCUACAACUCGGAGAAGGCCUUCUGGGCCCCCAACCUGAUCCCCAUCUACAACCUCAACUUCCGCUGGAUUCUCGGCUUUGUUCUCCUCGGCUUCCUCCUCUGUGUCAUGAUCCCUGCCCAUCUUGCCGACCGCAAGCUCCCUUACAAGGAGGGCGAGAUCCACCGUGUCCGCGCCUUUGGCUCGCUCUACCGCAUCUACAAGAACUUCAAGAUCGAGCGCGUCAGCAAGCAGCAGAUCGAUGCCGAAUGGGAGGCCUAUCUGUCUUCGAACUACUAAGUCGGCUCGCCCACAAUGCGGCCGGAGGAAGGGGGAGUUGCGCGAUGUCGCAGCACCAAACAACGGCCGGGUGUUUCAUCCGCUGGUCCGCGCCCGCCGUGCCCUUCUUUGCAUCCUUUCCCUUUGACAAACACCCACCACCUAUCUAUCAGAGGAGGGAGUCCAUGGCACUCUCGAUUCAUUGCACUUUUUUUAUUUCUCAAGCAAACUUUUACGCUUUGAUGUUUGCUUUCAUCACUAGAACAGCAAUCAGUCAGUACCCUUCAUCUGCAAGCAGGCUCCUGAUCACCUCUCCAGCCUGAGCUCCUCCUUGCCCACGCACAGGUUCCCUAUUUCGAAUGCUCUUUCAUCUGACAAAAAUACAUUUUCUUUGGACUCGAA